AGCCCAUGAAUCAGGAAACUCAUAAAACCCUGAAAGCCCAGUUGUCCACUUCCCACAGACGCGCCAUUUCUCCGGCAGGCGGCCAAUCGUCUCCGGUGAUUUUGAGUUCCCGCGAGCUCGUCUUUCUUCCUCUUCUACUCCUUCGGUCUUAGCUCCAGAUCCUUCGACAAUGGCGGUAGCAGCUGCUUAUCUUUUUCUGUUUGCUUCCAUUCUGGCAUCUCUCUUAGCUGGUACCUCUCAAGCUCAACCAGUCGCCGAGCACAGCAGCAGCUUGAUCGGUCAAUUGCACGAAGCCAAGCUCAAGCUCGCGCGAUUAGAAUCUGAUUUCGAGCAAAUCGCCCGCGAUGUGGAAGCUAGAGACCGUGGACUUGAGGAGAGCGGUAAACAGAUCGAGGAGAUGGAGAAGAAGCUCGUUGAUCUUCAGGCUGCUCACACGAAGCUCAAGGAUGAACUAUCAGCUGGAGAUGGAACCAUUAUUGCGCUGGAGAAAGAGAUACGGGAUCUAUGGGAUACGUUGAGGAAGAACAACUUCGAUAUCCAUGUCUUGAAAUUGAAAGCUGAAGAAUAUGAUACGUUUCUGGAUACACUUACUUCACAUGUUGAGAAGGCAGAAAAUAUCGUUGCAGAACGGUGGAUCCUGAUUCAGCAGUUUGAGCAGGCUCUUCAGCUCCUCGAUAUGAAGGUAAUGAAAGCUCGGAAGCAAAGGUAUUCAAGAUGCACAUUCUUGAAGUACAUAAAUGACCUGAAUGGAAAGCAUAUUUCGAAAGCAAUUCAAACUUCAAAGCGAUUUGGUGAAGAAUCUGGCUUCAGUUCCUACAUAUCCUCCUCUCUCGAGCAGCUGAAGAGACUCUACUCAACAGUCCAAGAGUUUCACUUUGAGCUGCAGAGUUUAGUGAGGCAAAUAAUGGAAGACUAUGAGUUUACCGAGUCUAUGGCCAAUGACGAGGUAGUGUUCUUCGUGGCUUCUGCUUUGCUCGUGUUCCCGGUAUUAAGUGCAUGGGUACUCCUAUCGUCUCACCUACUGUAGAGUCUGGUAAGGACUAAAACUACCUCGUACACUUUAGGAGAGAACUCAGACUUUCGGGCUAACUUCGUCGUGUCGAUGUUCUAGUUCUAGGGUAAAACUUGUGUAGAUCCUUCUGUGCAAAGUCUGCCUGCGGCUUCUGAAUUUAGGAGCUUGCAAAAAGUUCAUGUAGUACUCUAGUACUAUUGAGUAUGAGGAUCACUGCCUCGUCUGAUGGAACUUAGGAAGCAAGUCAUCAGUUGUGUCAAACUGUAAAUGAAUUCUGUCUCUCUGUGGCCAGGAAAGUGGUUAGUUAAAAGCAGGUAACGAAGAAUGAAUCGUCGUCGUGUUUUGGGGAUUUUCUCCGGUUGCUAUACACUUCUAUUGGGCUGGGCUUGACUCGUGUGUGGUGUGUGGGGUAAUGUUGCUCAGUAAUCAUUGGCAUUGCUUCACGGUAGUGUAAAGGCCCAUUGAAAUUUGCAAGCUCCAAAGUCCAAAUGCUAAAUAACAAUAUUCAGAUGUAUUAUGUUGAAGGUUAAAAUGCAUGAAUUCAUGAAAAAAGAACACAUUUAUUUGUAUUGUAAGUAUUUCCAAAAAAAAAUUCAAGUAUACCCAACUACCUACUGAUAACUUUAAUGGCUAAAAUUAUGUGUAAAAAUGCGUUGUAGUUCUAGUUUAUAUAAGUUUAUCAAUUAAAUAUUUUGAACUAAAUUUUCAAAUUCAACACUUAGAGGUACCAUACUUUUAGACCAUGUAUACCCAUCUAUGUAGGAAACAAUAAAGGCUACUAAUUUUACUUGAUGUGCUGAUAAAUACAGAAGAGACUUCUCGAAUCAUGUUUAAAGCGCAUCUCAAAGCAAUACCUCAGUCGAUUUUAAGGACAAGUAUUCCAUAGCAACCCUUGUCUGCUCUGCUCAUAUGAAUUUGUUUAACAUUCUAGUUAGGGGUGUCCAUUCGGGUUCGGUUUUGGAUUCGGUUUUGCUUAUCGGUUUUUCGGGUUCCGUCUAAAAUCCUCCAAUGAAUAGAACUCAACACGUAUUCUUAGGCGUUCGGGUUUUUGGGUUUCGGUUUUGCUUUAACCGAACCCGAAUCCGAUAAGGAAUUUUUGGGUUUCGGGUAACCGGAACCCGCAAGUCCUUAUCGGGUUCGGGUUCGGUUUUAAUGGUUUUCUGUUUUGGAAUUUUGGAUUUUUUCGGGUUUCGGUUCGGGUAACCGAACCCGACCCGAACCGACACCCCUAAUUCUAGUAUUCUAACACCAAGCUAAGCGUCCAAUACUAUAAAGUUGGAUCCACGUCACCAUCAAUCAUGAAAACGAGGGACAAUUAAACAAACAAGCAAAAGAAAGUUUCUUUUUUAUUAAUGUUUCCUGACGAGCUCAAUUCCAGGCGUCAAUCUUCUCUAAUUAAACAACAAACCCCUAACACAAUAGUCAAAGUUAGUAGGCUCUUUGAAACAACUUCUAGAGGUCACCGGGUCAACACAUGAUCUAUUCCGGUAUCGUACUUACCAGCAUUUUAAUCACGUAAACCAUCUAUCGUCGAAAUGGUCGUUAUAGUCUACACAUACAGUAAGAGUUUGUACCAAUGAUUACAACGCGGUCAAAUUAUCUAUAGGCGGCAUAUUAACGUACCAUGUAACCCGAUUAAAUUAUGGUUCUUCCCAUUGAAAUCAUGGUUCCACACUAGUAACUUCUUCUCUCUACUUUAAGCUGUUCUUCUCUUCCUCCCGUUUUUCUUUUGCCUUUUUCUUUCUCAAUUUGGAUCUCUGGUUUUGUCAUACCAAACGACUUUGUGGCUUUGUCCCACCUUCCUUCCAUCAUGAAUUGGCAAUCACUAGCUAGGACGUGUAAUCGGCACCAAAUCGAAAGUUCUCUUCCGCUAGUCACGGAAAAGCCAGACCGCGCCUAAACCCAAGAAGAAAAAAAGCACACUCGAAACAAAAGCAAAAGAGCAGCUAAAGAUAUAGAGGAAAAAGAAAAAGGAGCUUCUUAAUCUAAUUGGAGUAUUUGGUCAAAGGAUACAAAGAACAAUCGUUGACAAAAAAGGCUCGACCACCUAUGAGAAAAAGAGAAAAUAAACUAAUUACUUUUUUUUUUUAUGGAUAUGAAUGUUAAUUAUAGUCCUUCGAUAAAGUUACUUCAUGAAAGAAAACAUAAAAUUAUAUUAAUUAUUAUUUCGGACUUAAAUCGAUUGCUAAUAUGAGGUUGUUGAAAUUCCAAUGUAAAAGCUCUUGAUCAUCACAUACUCUAAUAUCAUGUUAAAAAUCCAACCGGUUUCAAUAAUUUUAAAUUGGUAUACGAGAUUAUCCUUCUCCGGAACCAGAAACUCGAUUAGGAUUAGCAUAGGGUUGGUUUCGUUAGUCUAUAACCGGUUUCAGCAUGAGCGAAGCCAUGUAUGUUGUGAGGAAUUUGUAAUAAAUUUGAGAAUCAAAA
Molecule: messenger RNA, 3436 nt
Organism: Linum trigynum
Lineage: Eukaryota; Viridiplantae; Streptophyta; Magnoliopsida; Malpighiales; Linaceae
Source: the annotation of a GenBank genome assembly